AUGAACGAUGAACUAUCUUCUGUAGCGGCAUUACCAGACAAGGACAAUCUUGAUAAUGGUAGUAGCAAUAUUGAUAAAAGGGCAGCGGGCAACGAUAGUGACGGCGACGGCGACGACGACGGACUACGAUUACCCAGGACCACAGGCACUUUGAACGUCAAUGCCUUACAGAAAGAUACUAAUGUUGCUCAUGAAGCUGGAGAAUAUAAAUCAAUGGAUCCUGCUAGAAACCUGGACACAAACAAUAAUGACGAGAAUAAUGUCGUCUCGCUGGAUGAUCCUAUUCAGUUUACUCGCGUAUCUUCCUCCUCCGUCAUCAGUGGAAUGUCUUCCUCUACGAGUGCACAUUCUGAUAAGAACGAAGCCAAAACUCCGGAACAAGUCACUCCAAAUAUAAAUACCAAUAAUAUGACUUCAAACAAUUCCGCUGACAACACUUUUUCCACGAUAAAUGCGUCCGAGUCGGAUCACCAGUUUAAUGACACUUUAUUGUCGAAGCUGUCGUUGACAGAUUCCACAGAGACUAUAGAAAAUAAUACUACCGCGAAGCAUCAACAGCCGAUUGGAUCUUCCACCGUGAAUUCGAAUAAAAGCUCAAUUGAUAUACGAAGAGCGACACCAGUGUCCACACCCGUCAUCUCUAAACCGUCAAUGAUGGCUACUCCAAGACAAAUCAGUUCAGCGUCUCAUUCACUUUCGAACCCUAAGCAUAAGCAACACAAACCGAAGGUCAAGCCGCCCAAAGCUGAACCGAAAAGUAAACCACUUUCUGUAAAGAAGGGCUUCCCAUCGAAAAACCCAUUAAAAAAUUCCUCUCCACCUAAAAAGCAAACCGAGAAACCGUAUUAUUCUUCCUCUACGAAAAAAAGAAAAAGCGGUUCAAGCAGUGGUACCCUAAGAAUGAAAGACGUCUUUUCAUCCUUUGUGCAAAAUAUAAAGAGGAACUCUCAGGAUGAUAAAAGGGCCUCAUCUUCAUCUAACAACUCUUCCUCGUCGUCUACGACUACCGCUCUGAGAAUAUCUACACCAUACAAUGCCAAGCAUAUACAUCAUGUAGGCGUAGACUCCAAGACAGGUGAAUAUACAGGAUUGCCAGAGGAAUGGGAAAAACUGUUGACUUCCAGUGGUAUUUCCAAAAGAGAACAACAGCAAAACAUGCAAGCGGUUAUGGAUAUUGUCAAAUUCUAUCAGGAUGUCACGGAAACGAACGGUGAAGAUAAAAUGUUCAAGACUUUCAACACGACUACAGGGUUGCCGGGAACCCCUCGCGUUUCAACACCACCUUCCAACUCCUUCAACAAAUUUCCUCUGUCGACCACUGAUUCAUACAAUCACAGUUCUAGAACCGGUACACCAAUGUCUAAUCACGUUAUGUCUCCGAGCUUGAAUACAGAUUCCAGCUCAUCAAACGCAAAAUUCAUACCAAGUAGACCAGCUCCCAAACCUCCAUCUUCUGCCUCCACUUCAGCUCCAAUUAUAAAAUCGCCUGGCAUGAAUCCGCCUUCCUCCAAUGCCUCACCCUUGAGAUAUGUGCCUACAACUCCCAGCAGAACUAGCACAAAUGGAUCCUCAAUAUCAAGAAAUGCCACUCUCAAAAGAGAGGAGCAGCCACUGCCACCAAUACCUCCAACUAAAUCCAAAACAUCUCCAAUCAUUUCGACACCUCUCACGCCACAGCAAGUUCCGCAAUCACCAAAGGCAUCGACACAGGAGCCGGUAACGACACCUACUGCCAAACCGGUUCAAGCAAGAAGCUUGUCCAAAGAAUUAAAUGAGAAGAAGAGAGAGGAAAGGGAAAGACGUAAGAAGCAAUUAUACGCAAAAUUGAACGAAAUUUGCUCUGAGGGUGACCCAAGUAUAAAGUACGCAAACUUAGUGAAAAUCGGCCAAGGUGCUUCAGGUGGUGUUUACACUGCUUAUGAAAUAGGUACAAAUGUCUCGGUGGCCAUUAAGCAAAUGAACCUGGAAAAGCAACCUAAGAAGGAGCUGAUCAUUAAUGAAAUUCUGGUCAUGAAGGGCAGCAGGCAUCCUAAUAUUGUUAAUUUCAUCGAUUCCUAUGUCCUAAAGGGCGAUCUUUGGGUCAUUAUGGAAUACAUGGAAGGUGGCUCCUUGACUGACGUGGUUACUCAUUGUAUUCUGACAGAGGGCCAAAUUGGUGCCGUUUGUAGAGAAACUUUGAGUGGGUUGAAGUUUUUACAUUCGAAAGGUGUUCUACAUAGAGAUAUCAAAUCCGAUAACAUCUUAUUAUCCAUGGAAGGUGACAUUAAAUUAACAGAUUUCGGUUUUUGUGCUCAAAUCAAUGAAUUGAAUUUGAAAAGAACUACUAUGGUGGGAACGCCUUAUUGGAUGGCACCUGAGGUAGUCUCUAGAAAAGAAUAUGGUCCAAAAGUGGAUAUAUGGUCAUUAGGUAUUAUGAUCAUUGAAAUGAUUGAAGGUGAGCCUCCAUAUUUAAAUGAAACUCCGUUAAGAGCGCUGUAUCUGAUUGCUACAAAUGGUACUCCCAAACUAAAGGAGCCCGAGAAUCUAUCGUCAAGCCUGAAGAAAUUCCUUGACUGGUGCUUAUGUGUGGAACCCGAAGAAAGAGCAAGCGCUACAGAGUUACUCCAUGACGAAUAUAUCACGGAAAUAGCUGAAGCCAACUCCUCAUUGGCGCCGCUAGUCAAAUUGGCAAGAUUAAAAAAAUUAGCAGAAAACAUGGAUGCUGAUGAAGAUAAUGACGACGAUAAUGACAACGAGCAUAAUAAUAAGACAAAUGACUGUGACGACAAUAACGAUAACAAAGAAACUGUAAAUGUAACUGUAACUGAAAAUGAUAAAUAA
Molecule: messenger RNA, 2820 nt
Organism: Saccharomyces mikatae IFO 1815
Lineage: Eukaryota; Fungi; Ascomycota; Saccharomycetes; Saccharomycetales; Saccharomycetaceae
Gene: STE20
Product: mitogen-activated protein kinase kinase kinase kinase STE20
Exons: 1
Coding region: 1-2820 (939 amino acids)
Biological process (GO): intracellular signal transduction; regulation of MAPK cascade; protein phosphorylation
Cellular component (GO): cytoplasm
Molecular function (GO): protein serine/threonine kinase activity; ATP binding
Source: RefSeq, a predicted model, not a curated record